Messenger RNA from Alternaria atra, 5166 nucleotides. RefSeq lists its product as uncharacterized. The record is from RefSeq and is a predicted model, not a curated record. Gene Ontology annotation, molecular function: protein binding; nucleic acid binding. Gene Ontology annotation, cellular component: mRNA cleavage and polyadenylation specificity factor complex; nucleus. Bases 1 to 5166 code for a protein of 1721 amino acids. NCBI's taxonomy places the organism in Eukaryota, Fungi, Ascomycota, Dothideomycetes, Pleosporales, Pleosporaceae. The transcript has 8 exons.
AUGCAGUGCUACACUGAAAUAGCCCCGCCAACCGCCGUCAGCCAUGCCAUCAACCUUCCCUUCCUGCACUCUAGAUCAAACAACCUAGUCGUCGCAAAGAACUCGCUACUCCAGAUCUUCGAACUCAAGUCGACCACCACCGAGGUCACCCCGGGCGGAGGAGACGAGUCGGAGAAUGCAGCCGCGAACCUCGACACAGAGGCGGCCGACGUGCCAUUGCAGCGCACCGAGAACACGGCAAAGCUGGUGCUGGUGGGUGAAUUCCCCCUCGCCGGCACAGUCAUAUCGCUUGCGCGCGUGAAGGCGCUCAAUACAAAGUCAAAGGGCGAGGCGCUGCUGGUAGCCUUUCGGGAUGCAAAGCUCAGUUUGGUAGAGUGGGACCCGGAGACGUACAACCUCCAUACAAUAUCAAUACACUACUAUGAGAACCCAGACUUGCCCGGCAUUGCACCUUGGUCCGCUGAUCUCAAAGAUACGUACAACUUCUUGACGGCAGACCCCAGCAGCAGAUGCGCCGCCCUCAAGUUUGGCACCCACAACCUCGCCAUCCUGCCCUUUCGCCAGCGUGAUCUUGUCGAAGAUGACUAUGAUUCCGAUGCCGAAGCUCCCAAGGAGACCAAGGCUGAGCACGCCGUCGAGCACAAGACACCAUAUUCCUCCUCCUUUGUCCUCCCACUCACCAACCUCGACCCCACCCUCACACACCCCGUCCACCUCGCCUUUCUGCACGAGUACCGCGAACCUACCUUUGGCAUCGUCGCUGCCUCACGAGCUACCGCUCCGUCGUUACUCGCCCACCGAAAAGACAUCCUCACCUACUCCGUCUUUACCCUCGAUCUUGAACAAAAGGCUUCCACCACCCUUCUAUCAGUCUCCGGACUCCCCUACGACAUCACAAAAGUGGUACCACUGCCGUCUCCAAUCGGCGGUGCUCUUUUGGUAGGAGGCAACGAGAUCAUACAUGUCGACCAGGGAGGAAAGACAAAUGGCGUGGCUGUCAACGAAUUUGCCAAGGCCUGCACCUCGUUCCCACUCAGCGACCAGUCAGACCUGGCCCUGCGUCUGGAAGGAUGUCAGGUUGAGCUCUUGUCGCAGGACACUGGUGAUGUCAUGAUCGUACUCAACAGCGGGCGCAUCCUCAUUCUUACCUUCACUCUAGACGGCCGUACCGUAUCUGGAAUGACUAUACAGACCGUGUCGGAAGACCAUGGUGGUCACGUCCUUCAAGCUGCUGCUUCUUGUACCAGCAACCUCGGUCGAGGGCGCUUGUUCAUCGGAAGUGAAGAUGGGGAAUCGGUAAUGCUAGGUUGGACUGGCACAUCCACCCAACUACGACGAAAGCAAUCACAUGCUGAUUCCGACGGCGACGAAGAUAUGUCUGACGAGGAGGAUGUGGAUGACAUGGAGGACGACCUUUACAAUGAUACAGCACCCGCAGUCCAGAAGAUCACUGCAGCUGUAUCUGAACCCACAGCGCCAGGAACAUAUACUUUCAGGAUACACGACGUUUUGCCAAGCAUAGCGCCGAUUAAAGCCGCCAUCCUCCACCCUGGCAAAGACACCGAAUCCUUGAACAAGGGCGAGAUCAUGUUGUCAACAGGUAGAGGGGCUGCUGGAGCCAUUACCGCUCUUGACCGUGAACUGCAUCCUGUCAGUGUGGCUACAAAGGAGCUUCCAUCAGCGCAUGGCGUCUGGGCUGUGCAUGCUCGGAAGCAAGCCCCCGGAGAUGUUACCGCUGCGUUUGGUGAAGACACCGAAGCGAAUAUGGCUACCGACGUGGAUUAUGACCAGUAUCUGGUUGUUUCCAAGGUCGGCGAAGACGGCACUGAAAGCACUGUCGUGUACGAAGUCAACGGCAACGAACUCUCAGAAACUGACAAGGGUGACUUUGAGCGUGAAGAAGGCUCGACUCUUUUCGUAGGUGUGUUGGCAGCCGGCACAAAGGUCGUGCAGGUAAUGCGAACCGAAGUCAGGACAUAUGACUCGGAAUUGAACAUGGAUCAAAUCCUCCCCAUGGAAGACGAAGAAACCGGCAACGAACUCAACGUCAUCAACGCCAGUUUCGCAGACCCGUACCUCCUCAUCUUACGCGAAGACUCAAGCGUCAAGAUUUUCAAAGCCACUGGUGACGGCGAACUUGAAGAUGUUGAAGCGACGGGUUUGUCAGGAACUCAAUGGCUCUCGGCCAGUUUGUUUAAAUCUUCCAGCUUCACGGAUGUCUUUGCCUUUCUGCUGACUCCAGAAGGGGGUCUGCGCGUUUUUGCCAUGUCGGACAUGGAAAAGCCGUGUUAUGUUGCUGAGGCCUUGAGCUUUUUGCCGCCGGUACUAGUGAUGGACUAUGUGCCCAAGCGCAGUGCGAUCAAAGCGACCAUCACUGAGAUUCUGGCCGCGGAUUUGGGUGAUGCGACCUCCAAGUCGCCUCAUCUAAUCAUCCGCACAUCGAACGACAAUCUCGUCAUCUACAAGGCUUUCCAUUCUCCAUCACGGUCUGCUUCAGAACUCUGGACUCAGAACUUGCGAUGGGUCAAACUCUCCCAGCAGCACGUGCCGAGAUACAUCGAAGACACAGGCUCAGAAGACCCAGGGUUUGAGAGUACGCUAUUAGCAUUAGAUGAUAUUUGCGGCUACAGUACUGUCUUCCAACGAGGUACAACCCCAGCCUUCAUCUUCAAAGAGUCAUCGAGCGCACCUCGCGUUAUUGGCCUUAGCGGCAAGCCCGUCAAGAGCCUCACCUCAUUCCACACGUCGAACUGUCAGCGCGGGUUCGCGUACCUGGACUCCACACACACACUUCGCAUUUCCCAACUCCCGCCUCAAACACACUACGGCCACCUCGGCUGGCCAACACGACGCAUGCCCAUGGACGCAGAUGUACAUGCCCUCGCCUACCACCCAGCCGGUCUGUACAUCGUCGGAACAGGCCAACAGGAAGAGUACCAGCUGGACCCGAGUGAAACAUACCACUACGAGCUACCCAAAGAAGACAUGACGUUCAAGCCCACCAUCGAACGCGGCGUCAUCAAACUCGUAGACGAGAAAUCCUGGGCAAUCAUCGAUACGCACACGCUCGACCCCCAAGAAGUCGUCCUCAGCAUCAAGACGCUCAACCUCGAAGUCAGCGAAACCACGCAUCAACGCAAAGACCUUGUUGCCGUUGGUACUUCCAUUGUCCACGGCGAAGAUCUCGCUACGAAGGGGUGUAUACGCAUCUUCGAAGUCAUCACCGUGGUACCCGAGCCUGAUCGCCCGGAGACAAAUAAACGGCUGAAGUUGAUUGUCAAAGAUGAAGUUAAAGGUGCCGUGUCUGCCAUCUCAGGACUGGGUACACAGGGGUUUUUGAUCAUGGCGCAGGGGCAGAAGUGCAUGGUGAGAGGUCUCAAGGAAGAUGGGACGUUGCUUCCAGUCGCGUUCGUGGAUAUGCAAUGCUACGUUAGUGACUUGAAGAAUUUGCCAGGGACGGGUAUGCUGGCCAUGGCUGAUGCGUAUCGAGGUGUUUGGUUUACGGGCUACACAGAAGAACCAUAUAAAAUGUCCCUCUUUGCACGGUCGAAACAUGGUUUGGAGACUGUUGCGGUAGAGUUUCUGCCGUUUGAUCAACAACUUCAUCUUGUUGUUGCGGAUGCAGACAUGAAUCUACAGAUGCUCCAGUUUGAUCCUGACAACCCCAAAUCAGAAGCCGGAUCCCGCCUCCUGCAUAAAUCCACCUUCCACACCGGCCACUUCCCCACAUCAUUGCAUCUCGUCACAAGUCAUCUGAACUUGCCAUCAACAACAGAUACCUUCACAACCGACCCUAUCAACGACGACGGCGACAUGGAAGACGACACCACCCCAUCACCAUCACCGUCCACGCCCAAACAGCCGCUCCACCAAAUCCUCCACACGACUCAGUCCGGAACCCUCGCCCUCAUAACCCCGUUGUCCGAAGAUUCUUACCGUCGCCUCUCAAAUCUAACCGCUUACCUCGCAAAUACACUGGAUAGUCCUGCGAGUCUAAACCCUCGCGCGUUUCGCACAGGCGAGAUGAGUAAUGAGGGGGGUUGGGACGCGGGGACUGGAGCGAGAGGCGUGCUAGACGGGAACCUUUUAAUGAGAUGGGGUGAGUUGGGCGAGCGGGGACGGAGAGAGGGCAUGGGCAAGUAUGGCGAGGGACAGGAAGGGGAGUGGCUGUUUUGGGGGGAGAGGGAGCCGCAGCACAAGAUGACUAAAAUCAUCGCCAUCACUGGAGCUACGGGAUCUCAGGGUGGAGGAGUUGCCAACAUCUUACUCGAUACCCCCGGAUGGAAAAUCCGUGCAAUCACAAGGAAUGCAAACAGCCAAAAGGCCCAUGACCUUGCUUCUCGGGGCGCAGAAGUGGUUCAGGCCAACUUUGACGAUGAAGAUUCUUUGGUCAAGAGCUUUGAAGGUGUUCAUGCGGUGUUUGGCGUCACUAACUUCUGGGAGUAUAUCUUUACUGGUAAUUCCCAGUCGAAAUCUGGCGAGAUUGAAGAAGAGCAAGCUAUGCGGCUUGCUCGCGCAGUUUCUCGUACUCCUACUGUCGAGCACUAUAUCUGGUCUACACUCCCAGGCGCCCGAGAUUUAACCAAAGGACAAGUAGAAGUCCCACACUUGGACUACAAGUCCAAGGUCGAUGAGCGUAUCAAGAGGGAGCUACCUGAGCUGGGAAGGAAGACCACUUUCUUAUUUUUCGGUUACUACCCAACAAACAUGGCAUUCUUUCCUAUGCUCAAGCCAAUCGAAUACCCCGGUGCCAAUGGAAAAUACGCUCAAUUUGUUCCUACUCGGGCCAGUUCCCAGAUCCCAGUCGCCGGCGACAUGGCUGUUACGCCCGGUAUCUGGGUUCGUCAGAUUCUUGCCAACUAUCCUAAGACUCUAGGAAAAUACGCUAGUGUUGCUCCAGAGAAGCUGACCUUUGGAGAGAUUUUGAACCUCUGGUCUGAAGUGAGUGGUCGUGAGGCCGUAUACUGUGAAGUCGGCAAGAAGCAGUAUGAGGAGCUAUGGGGUGUCGGCGGUAACGAAUUUGCACGACAGAUGGAAUUUGGAGAAUUGGUUACGGACUGGACGACUCCUUUGGCUGACGACUUUUUGUCGAUGGAGGAUCUGGGUAUUGUAGAGCAGGGAAUUGGAUGCAAGGCUGCAUUUGAGCGUGUAAAAGAAUUUCUAUAG